Molecule: messenger RNA, 4919 nt
Organism: Solea senegalensis (Senegalese sole)
Lineage: Eukaryota; Metazoa; Chordata; Actinopteri; Pleuronectiformes; Soleidae
Gene: s1pr2
Product: sphingosine-1-phosphate receptor 2
Exons: 2
Coding region: 575-1690 (371 amino acids)
Biological process (GO): sphingosine-1-phosphate receptor signaling pathway
Cellular component (GO): membrane
Molecular function (GO): sphingosine-1-phosphate receptor activity
Source: RefSeq, a predicted model, not a curated record
CAUUGUGUGCGCGCCUCCCUGACUCUCUCCGCUCCACAGCCCCGUGGAGCUGUUGUUCCCACAGAGCAGGAGGACAAUCACACGAGCUGCUGGUGGAUUAGCGCGGAACAGAAAAGGAGGAAAAAGGAAGAGUGCGCGACCUUUUCACUUCACUUCCAUUCAUUGCUCUCCUCGUACGUUGCGGGAUCUUGGCGCUUGCGGCUGUUGCGUUAUUUAUUUCGGUAGGGUUUCCGCGGUGGUGGCGCACAGGCCGAUAUGGAUUUACCUCUGUCUAGACGAGACUCGCCGCCUUUCCCUGCGUCAAACUUGUGAUUGUCACCGCUGUAUUGCGUCUCGACCGCGGGAGCCGAGGAGGAGAAGUUUUUGACGCAGCGUUUUGUGGAAACCGGGCGACCACAUGUGGGGACUUUUGGAGACACUUGGACUCGUUUCGCUGUCCUGCUCUCCUUCUCUCAUGGGGUGACCCACAAAGAGCUGCUGAGACGUGACUGUGGGACAGGCCGCCUCCCUCCCAGCCUGCGCCUUAGUGGCGAUGCUCAUCAGCGCAGACGCUCUCCACGACUCGGCUGUGUGAAUGAAUCUUUGCCGUAAAGCCACCGUGCUCUGCCAGCCCGUCACCAUGAGGAGCAAGUAUUCCCAGUACUACAAUCAGACUCUGCUCCACUCCUACUAUGCCUUUGCCAAGAACAUGUCCACGCAGGACCUGGACAAGCUCAUCGAGAACAAGCGGCAGCUCACCACGCUCAACAUUGUCAUCGUGGUCCUCUGCACCAUCAUCAUCCUGGAGAAUCUGCUGGUCCUCAUCGCCGUGUGCCGCAACAAGAAGUUCCACUCCGCCAUGUUCUUCUUCAUCGGCAACCUGGCGUUCUCGGACCUGCUGGCAGGCUCCGCCUACAUCGCCAACAUUUUCCUAUCGGGGUCAAACACUUUCAAGCUGGUGCCCGUGCAGUGGUUCAUCCGGGAGGGCACGGCGUUCAUCGCGCUGGCGGCCUCUAUUUUCAGUCUGCUGGCGAUCGCGAUCGAGCGCUACAUCGCCAUCACCAAGGUGAAGGUGUACGGCUCCACCAAGACGUGUCGCAUGUUCCUCCUCAUCGGAGCGUGCUGGGUCACCUCCAUCCUGCUCGGAGGUCUCCCCAUCAUCGGCUGGAACUGCAUCAACGACCUGCCCGAGUGCUCGGCCGUGCUGCCGCUCUACGCCAAGCGGUACAUCGUCUUCGUGGUCACCAUCUUCAGCCUCAUCCUGCUCUCCAUUGUCAUCCUCUACGUGAAGAUCUACCUGAUCGUGCGCUCCAGCCGCCAGGAGGCGACCAACUCGCAGGCCUACGCGCUUCUGAAGACGGUCACGAUCGUGCUGGGCGUCUUCAUCAUGUGCUGGCUGCCCACGUUCAUCAUCCUCCUCCUGGACUCGUCCUGUGGCAUACAAUUCUGCCACAUCCUCUCCCAGGCGAAUAUCUUUUUCGGCUUUGCCACCCUGAAUUCGGCGCUCAACCCCGUCAUCUACACGCUGCGCAGCAAGGACAUGAGGAAGGAGUUCCUGCGCGUGUUGUGCUGCUGGGGCGUGCUGCAGAGCGGGCGUCCCGCCGACCGCUGCCUGGUCCCGCUAAAGAGCUCCAGCUCGCUGGAUCAGUGCACGCACAAACACGAACACCAGACCACGCCCAUCAUGCAGGACUGUACCACCUGUGUCUAACGUGGUGCGGACACUUGAGAGUGUGUGUGUGUGUGUGUGUGAGACUGCAAAGAGUGUGUGUGUGUGUGUGUGUGUGAUGAAACAGAGAGGUGUUGAAAACAGAAGAAGCAAGCAUUCCGUGGACUGAGAGGCCUGUCGAGGCCGGGGCACAGCGCUCUGCAGUGUUCUGACACGUUCGUCUUAUUACAAUCAAAUUCGUCGUGACGUCACAAUCAGCAUUGAGACAAUUCAACACGAAACACAGCGUCUCCAGAGGGGGAAACUAAUUUAAAAAAAAAUAAAUGUAAAAAGACGGUGAGAACUUUCUGAAAUGUGAAAAACAAAAAUAGCUUUUUUUUUUCCUUCUUAUGGGUACGCCCAUGACUUAAUAUGGAGUUGCAUACCGUUGUUAAUGUAUUCGCCUGUCGUGUUGUUUUUGUACUUCUCUCUGUACACAUGUUGACCCGUAUUAAGAGCCAUUGUCCUUUGUGAGGUUUCUAACCACGCGACUCUCAUUGUCUGGUGUACAAAGAAAGAAGAAUACGUUCAGAAAACCUGGUCAAGUCAGUUUCAAUGGACUCAAUUCACUUCGGUGUCCCCAGUUUCGUCAACCAUUUUGUUCUUACGGUGUACGUAAACACACGAGAGUGAUUCAGUGAUCAGCUACAUCAGCUACACUCUACAGAUCGUACCAUACCACUCUUCUGUGUCCGACACCAACACUUCUUUAAAACAUCUCAGCUGUAAGGGUUUUCAAGACAGUAUUGAACUCGAUAGUCUUUAGACUUUACAUUUCAAAUACCAAUUUUAUGAAUUAAAUAGAAGACGCAUCAAGUUUUAGCUGCUCUGAUUGUCUUCUCGCAGUCGGACACAGAUGAACUUCCCGCUCUCGUAUUUAUUCUCUGGACUCUUACGUGUUUCCUACUUCCGUUAUUUGAUUCCACGAAAGCAUUGGAAGUUCGAUAAUCAGCCCUGAAUAUGACAUUGGUCUACUGAUCUACUCAUGACUUAUGCUGCGUUCACACCAAACCACCAAUGACCAUUUGCCACAGUCUCUCCUUUCUUGUUUUUUUUCACAGUCUAGAAUAAAUAUAAUCGAUUAUACCCCGGGUAUAAAUUAGCCUAAACCAGACUAUCCCCCUCGUGUAUAAAGAGGUUUUGAUUGUAGUUACACAAGAAUGACUUAAUUGUUCAACAUUUUAUUUACACUUUAAAAUACAAGGCGACAACAAUCCACCACAUCAAUAUCACCCUAAGAAAAUGUGAAAUGUCAAAAGUUAUUCGUAAUUAGAGACUUGUUUUUGGAUAAAUGAAACUCCAGCGCAUUGAAUUUGCAAGUAAACUUGCGAGUGAACGCAGCAUUAGCCGUACUCAUGUUUAUUUACAGCAUAAGAACUGUAGUCAUAUAAAUAUUUACUUUAUAUCUGAGUGCAGUGAACGAGUAUCAAGUAUUGGUAUGGUUCCAGUGGUAUCGUGUGGUCUAAUGUAAGUGAGUGUGCUGUUCUCACAAUUAUAGACAUCCUCACCGUUUAUUUAUAAGGGGAAAAAAAAACACUUGAAUGCAAGUUCUGUGUGUUCUCGUGCAUUUUUUUAAGGGCUGAAACAGUUACUCCAUUCAUCGAUUAUUAAUCGUUUACUAAACGAACCAGCAACUAUUUUAAUCAAUUAAUCGGUCUGAGUGUUUUUUUAAGGAAUUAAAAGCAAGUUUUCAGAUAUUUUUCAGCUUCUUAAAUGUGAAUAUUUUCCAGUUUCUUUGCUCCAUACGACAAAGAAAUCAUUCAAACUUUUGGUUUUUGGACAAGACAACAAGACUCGUCCUUUUCCCGGCUUGAGAAACGCUGGUCAACAUUUUCUGACAUUUUACGGACCGAACGAUUACUCGAUGAAUCGAUUAUGAAAGUAGCGGUUAGUUGCAGUUAAUCCUGGUCCUUUCGUUGCGGUGUCUACGGCGUAUAUGUGCGUUAUCACGUAGACGAACACCACUGGCUCAUCCUUUCUACACUGCAGCAGAACAGAAGCCAUACUCAGAAGAAAAAUAAUAAUAACAACAAUAAUAAUAAUAAUUAUAAUAACCAGGGCUAUAUAUAUCCCCUAUAUAACCUUGCUUUAACCAUCUGUUAAAUCUGCUUACAUUUACUGCAUGAACUCAUUCGUGAGCACUAACGUGUAUGAUAUACUCCAUUUUUUGUCCUCACGCUCUGUCCCCGCUUUUACCGUUGUCUCUUGUAUCCGAAACCCGUUUCCACGGAGGAAAGCCCAAUCAGAAAGCACGUUUUCCUGAAGGGAGUCGGCACUGAUGAUUUCUUUGACAGCUGUCCAGCGGCUCCCACUUACUAAUAAUAGUCGUAAUAACAAUAAUAAUAAAAAAAUGGGACCAACGUCCUGACAGUGUUGUAGCAACGUAGCAGCGGUUGUGCUGUUACUCUGACUGUGCCUUCCUCCUGUGGGAUUCAUAGGCUGAAUGUAUGUAUGAAGUGUUUGGGGCAGGCGCUCCUUUAUUUUGACAGUAUUAUUUUUUUAUUUUUGUCACUGACGAUCGGAGAGUGGGUCAAAAAAAAAAAGGGUGGGUCGCUCUCACUGUGAAUUCUCAGACAGCACCGUGAACAAAAUCUAAAUUAGUUGUGUGAACAUCAUUGGUUUCAUUUGCUCGCCAUACGUUAACUGUGUGUAACUCAAAGGUGCCUUUCAAAAUAAAAGAAGUUGUUGUUCGGGGGAGGGUGUAAGGGUGCGUAGGGAGAGGCCUUACCUACCUAAUCAUCAUGUUCCUGACGACUUCCUCUGAUGACAGGAAGUCCUGUUGUUCAUUGUCCGGUUCCUGUUGUUCAGGGUUACACUAACCUUCUUCCUCACGUGUCACACGUUUAAAUUUCUUUUAUUUUUGUUUUACAUUUUGGGCCAAGUUGAAACGGUGAAAAGCACUUUGGCAGCUUCAGUGAUGUUUGCUUCCCCCUUGUUGUUGUUGUUGUUGUUUCAGACGCAGAGAAGUUUGAAUCUUUUGUACCUAUCACUUCAUUGUGUUCAUUUUAAAAAUGACAAAUAUAUGAAAAACCAUGUAAGUAUGUAUGUAUCUUUGUACAGUAUGUAUGAUUCGUGUCGUAUGAAAAUGUCUCGUGUGCAAUAGCCUUGUGUGUCCAGUAGCACGCUGCCUGUGUUAAACCGGUACAAUCUGAAACACUAAUGUUUGUUGGUACAUAAACGUUUUGUAAUUGCAUUCCCUUUUUUUUAUAAAAUAAAUGAAAUACCGAAACAA